Messenger RNA from Colias croceus (clouded yellow), 3175 nucleotides. Its product is annotated as endothelial zinc finger protein induced by tumor necrosis factor alpha-like. NCBI's taxonomy places the organism in Eukaryota, Metazoa, Arthropoda, Insecta, Lepidoptera, Pieridae. Gene Ontology annotation, cellular component: nucleus. The record is from RefSeq and is a predicted model, not a curated record. The transcript has 2 exons. Bases 181 to 2052 code for a protein of 623 amino acids. Gene Ontology annotation, biological process: regulation of transcription by RNA polymerase II. Gene Ontology annotation, molecular function: DNA-binding transcription factor activity, RNA polymerase II-specific; RNA polymerase II transcription regulatory region sequence-specific DNA binding.
ACGCAGCGAGCACAUCUAGUUACAAUAUCGUUUCAACAAAGACGUGUACAUACUAAUUUAAGCUAUACUCUCUUCGCUGGUGGUGGGUUUCUCGCUUGCUACUGCAUUCUUAUCAUAUUUUAUCAGGUAACGUAAAUAAUGUAAUUACUAAUGGGUGAUAACACACGCUAGUUUCUCAUAAUGGCUAAUGUUAAGAGUAGAGUUAAUACGACUAAAGCCGCAUCUACAAAGAUUAACACAAAGGGGAAGGUUGGCAGGCCCAGAAAAUCUUUAACAAAUGUACAAAAUGUGACAGGAACAGAUGUUGUACAAAGACAACGAAGAGGGAAAUUAAAGAAAAAGCCAGAGAAGAAGGUUACUAUAUGUAAAUUGAAUACAAACCAGGAAGAGAAUAAAUCCAAUGAAUAUAAAAAGCCAAACCUUAAAAAAUUGUUGACUAAUAGUGGUCGCAUCAAAGAAAAAACAAAGAUAGACUUAAAGCUCUUUAAUGAGCUUUUAAAGACUGAACUUCAGAUUAAAGACAGUGACUUAUCACCAAAAAAGGAAGUAUAUAAGAAUACAAGGCUUAACAACAACAAUAAAGAUGGAAAAGUAAGAAAAUGUGCUAAAAAAGGAACUACUGCAAAUUCUAGUUCAAAAACAGAUAGCCAAAUAAAUAAAUCCCCUAAUCAAAACAAAAGCCAGUGUGAUAGUACUGAAAUCACAAAAACUAACAUCGAGUCUGGGAAGGAUCUCAAUAAUGAAACACCAACUCCUCCACCACCAAAGAUUUUCCAAUGUGAUUAUUGCAAUAAAAUAUUUAGAACCAAACCAGCAAUAAAAAGACAUUUAUCCAUUCAUGAUAAGUUGACAUCAUACGCUUGUUCUCAAUGCAACAAAUACUUCAGUAAUCUUAUAUACUUGGCAGCCCAUUCUAAGAGACAACAUCCAAACUGGAACAUACAUUAUAUGUGCAAUAUAUGUGAUAAAGCAUUUUUACUAAAGGCAAAUUUAAAACACCACUUGGCUUGUCAUAGCCGUAAUGAAAAAAUGUUUAAGUGUAUUUAUUGCAAGGAAAAAUAUUAUGAACAACAUGAACUCAUUGAACAUGAGAAACAGCAUUUGGUCGAUGGAAAAUAUUUGUGCAUUGUUUGUGAGAUGGGAUUUGACUGUAGGAACCGGCUCACCAGCCAUUAUAGAGUACAUUUGAAAGUGAAAGAUUUCAUGUGUCAGCAUUGUGGUAAGGAGUUUCUGAGAAUGAACUCGGUGAGACGUCAUGUCCAAAUUUGUCAUUCGGGACACAGGAUACAAUGUAAAAUAUGUAAAAAAUAUUUGAAGGGUCAUUUAGCUGAACAUAUGCGCACGCAUGAAAAGAAUCGUCCUCAUGUAUGCCCCGAAUGUGGGCAACGUUUUACUCAGUCAACACAAUUAACUGUACAUCGUCGGUCACACAGUGGAUCCCGUCCUUACACUUGUAGAAUUUGUAAGAGGCCGUUUACACACUCCAAUGCUUUGAUGUUACAUAUACGUCGGCACACAGGUGAAAAACCGUUCACUUGUGCCAUGUGUCCAAUAAAUUUUUCACAACUCCCACACAUGAAGGCACACAUGCGAAACAUUCAUGGCAAAGAAAACCCUUAUCGAUGCCAGAAAUGUAAACAAUUCUUUAAGUUGAAGGCUGAUUUAUCAGAUCAUACAAAAAGUUGCAAUGCAAAUCAAAAAGCUGCUAAGUCAUCACAGAAUGGGGAUCCAGAAGAGGAGUCUGCCACUAGGCUGACUCGCAUGAGGUUUCUACUAGCUCUUCUUCUAACAAUGAUAGCGACAAAAGAAAAACUGAAAUAUCUAGGUUUCAACAAACGAUUGAUUGAUGAAUUGCUUGUGGAGUCACUUGAAGCUAUGGGCCAUAAACCGUGCAAAGAUUUGGCUUUAACGCCUUUCAAUCGUCUCAAGACCAACAUUGAAAUACUACUUGAAGGAACUGUGCCCAAAGAACAAAUGGAAAAACUGAAGAAGGAAAACAAAACUACAGAGCAAAUUUUAGAACUGUUGACUGAUGAGAAAAAGCGCGGUUAAAAGAAAAGGAAUGCCUAUUGGGUAUGAAGUAAUGUUUCGAAUAAGUUAAGUAUUUAACAUAAUUUAUUACUCAGCAUCACUUAUAUACUUAAUGGAAUUUAUGUAUUAAUAUGGUAAUUUUUUAUCAACAAAUUUUAUUUUCUUAUAAAUUCUUAAAAAAUUAGGAUUAUAACAUUUUUAUACAACACAUAAAAUGUUUUAACUUUUAUACAAUACAUAAAUUAAUAUAUUAAUUAUUGUUUAAAUAUUAUCAGAAUUCAGAAUUUUUAAAGAUCUAACCAACACCAUUUCAAGGUCCAGAAUUAUAAUAUGAUUGUUUGAUGAUUGUCCUAUUCAGUUUCUAUAAAAAAUGAUCAUAACAUGUUAUAUUUAGUUUUAUAAUAAUAAAUUUAACCAAAGUUUAGGUAUAGUAUAUUAAAGUAACAAUGCAUCUUUUAAUUUUAUUUGCAACCCAAUAAUACAGUGUUUCAAUUAUUUAUGUGCCAUUUAAAUUAUUAUAUAUUGAUUUUAUUGUUUUUAAAAUAAUAUAAGUACUUAGGUAAUUAAAAUUUUCACGCCACUUAUUAUAUAUUGACACAUUUUAAAAUUUAUUGUUAUGUUGUUAUUUUUAUUCCAGUGCCAUUAUUUAUCUUUCUAUAUGUGUAGGAAUAGUGAAUAUUAUAUUAAAAGAUUGAAUUUUUUAAAUGAAAUGGGUGAACUGUUUUGAAAUUUUGUUACUCUCUGUGUUAUCACACAAAAUGGUAUAAUUCCAUUAAAUAAUAUUAAAUAUGUAACGACUGGAAUAAAUUGUGGUAUUUAAAAAAAAAAAAUAUGGUCAAUGGUUAUUAGUUUACUUAUAUUUUAUAAGCUAGAUGUUUGCUAUUUAAAAUAUGUUACUUAAAUGUAAGUGAAUAAUUACCUACUUACAAACAGAAAGUUUGAUAGGUAUAAAUCAUAAAUGUACAACGUGUAAGCAAUAGAUUUGGUAAUUCCACAUACAUAAUCAUCCAUAAGUAACAUUAUGGUUUAUUCAAAAAAAUAAUGGGCUAUUUACCAACAGAAGUAUGUAGCAGAAAGGGAUUGAUAGUCCUAUCCUACUAAUAUUAUAAAUGCAAAUGUUUGUGAGGAUGUGUGUGUGUGUGUU